Perognathus longimembris pacificus (Pacific pocket mouse) is the source of this 1959-nucleotide messenger RNA. RefSeq names its product TNFRSF1A associated via death domain (gene Tradd). Gene Ontology annotation, biological process: positive regulation of canonical NF-kappaB signal transduction; extrinsic apoptotic signaling pathway. Gene Ontology annotation, cellular component: tumor necrosis factor receptor superfamily complex. The coding region runs from base 108 to 1037 and encodes 309 amino acids. Gene Ontology annotation, molecular function: transmembrane receptor protein tyrosine kinase adaptor activity. NCBI's taxonomy places the organism in Eukaryota, Metazoa, Chordata, Mammalia, Rodentia, Heteromyidae. The record is from RefSeq and is a predicted model, not a curated record. The transcript has 5 exons.
AUCGCCCCGGGCUCUCCGCGCACACCCGGAAGCGGCGCGGGGAGCGGAGCGGAGUGUGGCGGGCGUGGGAACGCGGGCGGUGCGGAGGCGGGCGGCCAGGAGGCAAGAUGGCAGCUGGGCCAAAUGGGCAUGAAGAGUGGGUGGGCAGCGCAUACCUGUUUUUGGAGUCCUCGUUGGACAAGGUGGACCUGUCCGAAGCCUAUGCACACCCGGAGAAGAAGGUGGCUGUGUUCGGGGCUCUGCAGACAGCAUUGGCAGAGAGCUCCGAGAGCCCAGAUGUGCUGCAGAUACUCAAGAUCCACCGCAGCGACCCGCAGCUGAUAGUGCAGCUGCGCUUCUGCGGGCGCCAGGGCUGCCGGCGCUUCCUGCGCGCCUACCGCGAGGGGGCGCUGCGCGCCGCGCUGCGCACCCGCUUGGCGCAGGCGCUCUCCGGGCCCUCCCUGCCGCUGCAGCUGGAGCUGCGCGCUGGCGCCGAGCUGCUGGACGCUUCGCUGACCGAUGAGGAGCGCUGUUUGAAUUGCAUCUUAGCCCAGAAGCCCGACCGGCUCAGGGAUGAGGAGCUCACUGAGCUAGAGGAUGCACUCCGCAAUCUGACCUGCAGCAGCUCGGGCCAGGGUGACCAUGUGGGGGUCACUCCUGCUCUCUCAGAGUCCCCGAUCCCUUCUCCGUCAGAGGAGAAGCCACCGCCCCAGUCUGGCCAGACUUUUCUGUUCCAGGGUCAGCACAUAGUGAAUCGGCCCCUGAGCCUGCAGGACCAACAGAAGUUCGCCUGCUCGGUGGGCCUCAAGUGGCGCAGGGUGGGGCGCUCACUGCAGCGGCACUGCCGGGCGCUGCGCGACCCCGCCCUGGACACGCUGGCCUACGAGUACGAGCGCGAGGGGCUCUACGAGCAGGCCUUCCAGCUGCUGCAGCGCUUCGUGCAGGCCGAGGGCCGUCGGGCCACGCUGCAGCGCCUGGUGGCCGCGCUGGAGGAGAACGAGCUCACCAGUCUAGCUGAGGAUCUGCUGGGCCUGGCAGAUCCCAAUGGCCUGGCGUAGGCCCCGUGCCGAGGAAGAAGCAGCGUGCCGGGAGCUGGGCCAGGGCUUGACGCCGCCUCAGGGCUCCAGGGGUCCCUUCUACUUCGACUGCAGUUGCUGCCGUACCCCUUCCAUCCACAGGACCCUGAGAAUAUACACACGCGCCGUCAUGGAACUGCUAGAGCAGCACAGUUGCCAGCCUGGGCCAGAAGCUAGAUGGCACCCAUUGAGCUCCCCCGCCCCCUAACGUGCGCCAUUGGCUAUUCUGCCCGAUUCUUGGAUGGUGACGGAGCAUGGAGGCUUCUGCUCAACCCUCACUCCUCCACUCUGCGCCACAACUCCUUAAACCCCUGGACCAAGGCUAAGUGUGGUAGCUAAUGCCUUUAAUCCCAACACUUUAGAAGUUAAAGCAGGAGGAUGAGCUGCCUUAGACUGUAUCUCAAAAACAAACACCUGGGCCUCACCUCAGAUGAGGAAGAUACAGGAGCCCUGCAGUCCCUCGGCUCACACCCAGGAGGGCUCUGAAGUACUCAGCAGCCGCCAUAAAGUAGUCAUUUUGCACGUAGAGAGAUCUGGAAGCUCCAAGGCCUAUCUCAGGCUGGGGCUGGGUUCUUGGAAGAGUUGAGUGUGAGCAGGAAGGAGGGGGUGGGGGUGGCUGAAGGGCAGUGUUUUAGGCACAGCAGACUUAACUGGAUGCAGGUGGCUCAAUGGGGGGUCUUGUGGGAGGGGCAUUCCAACAGACAUCAGCUUUUGAAUGGAUGAUGAGUAGCAUGUGAAGGAUAAGUAGUCUGAUGAACCUCUUUUACAGCUUGGGUUCUAAAGCAAUCUUGUUUUAAUUAUGUCUGACCCUUUGGGCUUGAACUCAAUUUUUUUUUUUUUUAGAUUCCAAAUACAUUGCUAGGGAAAUUUCACAGUAAAAUUGGUUCUCAAAUUUUGGAUUUUA